AUGAAAAAAGCAGGACCAAGCAAAAAGACGACUCCUGCGCCUUCGGUAAUUUUUUUUUAAAAGCUGGAUUGUUCGAGUAUUGAGCAGUUAGAAAAAGAAUCAGGAUGAGCAAGGAAGAAAAAAGCAAAAUUCUAAGCUGGGCUGAGAUCGAACCUGUGACCUUUCGAGUGAUAUUUUGAGAGCUUGCCGAUUGAGCUAAAAGGCCAAGAAAGUCUUAAGAUUAGACCAGCUGUUUACUGGCCAUUUUUCCGCAAUUCUGUUUUUUGAAACUGUAAAAAUCAAAGAUUUGUGGGUUAUUUUUCAAAUUUUGGAACGGAUUUUUGUACUUCUAUUCCAUUGGGAAGCGGUUUCUGUGUCACUUUUAUCAUUAAAAAGCGAAUUUUGUGUUUUUUGAGCGGUUUUCGCGUACUUUUCUAUUGAUAAGGUGUUGUAAAAUGAAGCUUUGAUUCAAAAACAUAAAAAAAGCAAAAUUAUGUUUUUCAAAAUAUAUGAUUUUUUUACAGAGGUCCCGGUCAGCGUUUGUAGAAAUUGGAACAUAAAAUUGAAAAAAACUUUGAAUAAAUCAAAAAAAUGUUCUACAGAGAGAUCCUUUGGACUCGAUCCUGUCGUCGAUGGGCCCAGUGCCGUCAAGGUCGACCCCAUCUCGACCUGCUCCAGCUCCAAGAGCACCGACGUCAUCUUCGAGCUCCCGACCGAGUCCUCCGACUCCAGGCGUUUCUUCCAUGUUCUCUUCCAUGAGGGUGAUUGAUAUAUAUUCUUGGAAGGCUUGGGAAAGUGUGCUCCAAGGAGAAAUUGAGAAUAUUUCCUUUUUCGAUCAAUUUUGUGUUUUUCAACUGUAGUUGUGAGCAUUUUCAUCUCGUUUUUGCAUUGUUUCAAGGGUUUUGAAUUUUCAAAAGUAGGCAAAAAGAGAGUUUAAAUAAAUGUUAACGAUGGAGCGCACUUGUUACAAUUCCAUCUUUUUCAGAUCCCGAAAAAGUCUUCGUCGUGCAGCGAAGUCCCCAGCAAGAAACAGCGGCUGGAAGAAACAUCCGGUGGGUAUUUAUCAUGAUAUUAACGUUUCAAAGUUUUUUCAAAUGCACUAAAAAGUAGAAAGGAAUAAUCAUAUUAAUGUGAAAACCGUUAUGAAAUUUUAAAAGAGUUUGAAACCUUAAGAGAUCACUUGGUGGUCUUCUUAGGAAAACUUGAAGUUUAGAUCUUUCAAGGGACCACUUGGAGUUGCGCUUUUUUUUUUGUUUCACCUUGAUGAAGUAUAGGUUGAAGAUGAAAGCUCCAAAAAUUGGGAUCUUUUAGUUUCUCCGUCGUGAGACCAGGAUCACUUUAGUGGGCGCUUGGAAUUUUUUUCAGUUUGUUUUUCAAGACUUUCUUAGAAGCUUCAAAGGGAUCCCUGUAGCGGAAAUCUUUGGAAAUAAGGAUCACCUUUAGCUCCCCCUAUAGGGGUCACUUGAAGAAGGAUCAUCGUAGGGGUUUCUGUUAGUGGCCACUAUAGGGACUAUGCAAAUCGAUUUUUCUUAUAAACUCUAUGAGAAGAAGCAUUUCCAUGAGAAGACAUAAACCCUAUAGGGACCAUUCUGGAAUUCCUAAGUUAAAAGGAUCGAAUCACUUGAGUGACUACUUAACUUACUCCAAACCUAGAUCUCUAGAGUGAUUAGUUCAAGUCCCUUCAGUUGCCCCUUAGAAGACCACUCUGCUGUGCCCCUUCUAGGACGUUACCUUCCCAAAACAAAUCAUGAAUUAAGCUGAGAUCUCGGGCCAACCCACCAAGGUGACAUUGAACGUCUGGAAAAUGGACAUGAGGAAUUCCCCGCCACUGAUCGACUUGUACGAUGUGAAGGUCUCCCUCACCGGAAUCACCGGAAGAACCGUCGAACCUACCGGAAACAACAUCAGGAACGAGUGAGUUUGGAAAGUGCGGACGUUUUGAGACGUUGCUGAAAAAGAAUUAUGGACAAAAAUGGGAUUUUUCUAGGUAAUGGUUCUAGAUGGAGAUGGCAGAAACUAGGAAUCUGUAAAGUGCGGACGUUUUGAGCCGUCUCCGCAAGAAAAUUGACAUUUUUUUUAGAAAAGAAAUCUUUUAAAAAGGAGAUCAAAAGGUCUUUCUGAAGGAUUUAUAAAACUUUUUGAGCAAAUGCAGACGUUUUGAACCUUUUCAGUCAUAAAUUUUCCGAAAGAAGAUUGAAAGUUUUAAAAGGAAUCUUUGAAAAAUGCAUGCGAAUUCAAAAAAUACGGACGUUUUGUCCUUUCUUAUAGAAAAUGAGCGCUUUUUGGCAAUCAAAUCUUGAAAAAAAAACACAUUUUUUAGGAAAUGGUGCCAGAUGGAGAAAUCAGAAAGUAUGAAUGUCAAAAAAAUACGGAUUUUUUUCGACUUUUUAAAAAUUGAAAAUAAGCACUUUUUUUAGCAAAGAAUCCUGUAAAAAAAUUUGUUUAGUUCAGAAAAAUGCGGGUUUUUUGAGUCUUUUCUAGAAAAAAUGAGCGUUUUUUGGCGAUGAAAUUCAAAAUUUAAUGCAUAUUUCUGGGUAAUGGGUCCAGAUGGGGACAUCAGAAACUAGGAAUCUUGAAAAUACGGAGUUUUUGAAAAUUUUCCGUAGGAAAUUGAGCCCUUUAGGGGAAUGAUUUUUUAAAUAAACGCUUUUUAGAUUAGAAAAUGCGGACUUUUUGAGUCGUUUCUAGUAGAAAAUGAGCUUUUUUUGGCCAAGAACUAUUUAAUUUAAAGAAAUGCGACCGUUUCGAGUCGAUUCCGAUAGAAAAUUGACCCUUUUCACCGAAGAAUCUCCAAAAAAAAAAUCCAUUAGGGUUGAAAAUUGUGAAGUGACCUUUUUCGGGACAGUACAAAAAUUUUGAAAUGUUUUUUUUUUCCAGCUUCUUCGAUCAAAAACGGCGCGUCGCCCUGUGGAACUUCCUCCAUUGGCUGGCCCGGAAUCAUCCGAAUUUCAAAGGAGUCUCGCCUUCCAAAAUGGUCUACGAUGGAGUGACGACGCUCUACGUGUCCAGCAGAACGUUGAGGGAGGAGAAAAUAGAGUUCGACAUGACCGGCGACGAGGUGAGCAGGAGUUGAACCGAGGACCUUUUUGAGAAUGGCCAAGGCUUCUGCCGGUUGAGCUAGGAUGACUUGAUAGGUUCCUGAAGAUGUCGAAAAGUUCCAAGAAAGGGGGAAAAAUGAUGAGAAUCUGUUGGAAUUUGUCUUGCAAAAAUCAAAAACUCCUGUAGAAGGUUUGAACUUUCGACCUUGACAGGGAUAGUUUAGGCUCUUGCCGAUUGAGCUAGUAUAUCUUGAUCGGCUUCUGAAUCGUUUUGAUGUCGAAAAGCUCCAAGGAAGGGGGAAAAUUGAUGAUAAUUGUCUUGCAAAAAAGAAAAACUCCUGUGGAGGGAUCGAACUUUCGACCUUUUCAGUGAUUAUUUAGGCUCUUGCCGAUUGAGCUAGCAUAUCCUGAUCGGCUUCUGAAUCGUUUACACGUGUUAGAUGUCAAAAAAGUACAAAAAGCGCAGAAAAUGAUAAUAUUUUGUUGGAAAUUGUCUUGCAAAAAUCAAAAACUCCUGUAGAAGGUUCGAACUUGCGACCGUUUCAGUGACAGUUCAGGCUCUUGCCGAUUGAGCUAUGAACUCUUGAUAGGUUUCUGAAGGCUUCAGAUGUCAAAAAGGUCCAAAAAAUGUGACAAAAGAUGAGAAUCUGUUGGAAAUUUUCUUGCAAAAAUAUAAAAAGCCUUGGGAGGUAUCGAACUUGCGACCUUUUCAGUGAGAGUUUAGGCUCUUGCCGGAUGAGCCAAAGUAUCAAAAGCCCUUAGAAGUCAAAAAAUUUGAAAAAAAAACCGAAAAAGUAAAUAGAGUUAACUUUCAAACCUCGAAGAGAAGUUGAACCUGAGACCUUUUUUGGACUAGUUUUAGCUCUUGCCGAUUGAGCCAAGAUGGCCAAAUGGGCAUUUAUAUAAGAACAAAAAUGUUUUGAACUUUUUUUUUUUGUUGAGAGGAGUCGAACUUUUAACCUUUCCGAUCAUAAACUAGGCGUUUACCGAUUAAGCCAAAGCUUCAAAUGUUUUAAAUCAAAAUUUUAUGGCCCAAAUUGUGACUUUUUUGGUUUUUUCUAUGAUCCUUGGGUGUCUGGCGUUGAGAAUAUCGACAUUUUUAUUGUGCAACGGAAAGUUAUUAGGAUAAUCCGCCAGACGACAGGUACCCCCCUCCCCCUCACACCUGGCCUGCAACUGAUCUGCGCAUGUUUUUUUUCGCGGAAACAAGACUUUUUGAUGGGAACUAUCGAAAAUAAUUCAAAAGAUUAAUUUAAAUAAAAGAAAAAACAAACAUUUUGGUUCCAAAAAGUGAAAAAAAAAGGCCUUGAAAAGGUUAAUUUUCAAAUAAGACCACUUUUGCGUUUCAAUAAAUAUUCAUUUGGAUUUAAAAUUUUGAAACAAUAGUCUUCUUCAAGGUAGUCAUUCAAAAUAAAACUGACACUAGAGCAUUUACGUAGCCAAUCUAUCACAAUCGAAAAUGAAUUUUAUAAUGUCGAAACGGAUAAAAAAGAUCACGUGGUAAAAACAGUCUCAGGUUCGGUUCCCCUCCACGUCUUUUUCUAUUUUUUUAUGAUUUUUUUGCACCGUUUUUAAAUGUUUCAAAAGUAAUUUUGUUUCACUGGCUAAACCGUAAAAAGUUUAUUUUUUAUUUAUCGGAUAUGAAUGAAAAGAUUAAUAUAAUAACAAGAAAAAUAGAAAUUGUUGGCCGGAAAAAAGAUGAAAAAUGGCCUUGGAAAAUUCUCAGAUAACACAACAUCAAUGUUUCAAUAAAUCUUUAUUUUGAGCGAACUUUUCAAAACACUGAUGGAAAGCUUGAAGAAAUUAAGUAAAUGUGAACUAUAUGUAAAUAAUCAACUAAUCACAAUUACAAGUUAUUCCAAGGUGGCGCAACGGAUAAAAAAUAUUUCAGGACAAAAAUAGUCCCAGUUUCGAUUACUCUCCGCGUCUUUUUUAUUUUUAUGAUUUUUGCACCGUUUCAAAUGAUUUAAAAAAAUUAUUUUUUUAAUAUAAUUAAAAUUUAAAGGGAACACAGAACGUCCCCGAAAAAGGUCACAGGUUCGAUUCCUCCCCAUGGAAAAAGACUUUUUUUCAAAUUUCUCUCGAAUUCAUAACUUCACGACUGAAUAAAAAACUUUUUGUGUAUUUUUUCGAGUUGAAAAGCACUCGUAGUGCAUUCCGCGCGAAACGGUCACGUUUUAAAUGAAUGGAGAAAAGAAAAAUACCGUUAAAACAGCUUCUUUUGCUCUUCAAAACUGCCAAAAAGAAAUCAUAAAACAAAGGUCUUGAAGCGAUUUGAUCUAUUUCGGUAUACGGUCUUUUUGACGGAAAAAAUAACGUGACAAGGUGCCGCGGAAUGAACUAUUUCUGAGUUACUAUCUAUCGAAAAGUUCGCCUAUGACUCAAGAAUGACAUUUUCUUUAGGGUGUCGACCUUUCCGGAAAAUUCUCUUCUUUUCAAAAUGUUUUUUGACGUUUUCUUUUUCUGCAUGGGUAUUCCGUUCAAGGGAUUUUAGUCGAAAAAAAGCUUUUGAUUGAAUUAAUUGAAACAAGGAAUUUCUGCAAAAAGCGUUUUUCCGUGGGGAGGGAUCGAACCCGCGACCUUUUUGAUGGCUUUUUAGACUUCUACCAAUACAAAAAUACAUCAAAAACGAAUUCGUGUCAUGAAAAAUAGUGCCAAAAUUUUGAAAAUAGAAAAGACGUGCGUGGAGAUUUUUCGAACCUGUGACCUUUUCGGUAAAAUUUGAUGAUUUCGAUGGAGUAGUUCUUUCAGAAAAAUUUUCUUUUUUUCAAAAAGUUUUUAUCAUUUUUGUCUGCAGUAUUUGAGGAUUUUUUGUUGAAAAUUGGCUCCAAGAAAAUUUUUUAUUCAGUCGCGAAGUUAGAAUCCGAGAGAAAUUAGAAAAAAAUUCUUUUUUUCCAUGAGGAGGAAUCGAACCUGUGACCUUUUCGGGGACGUUCUGUGUUCCCUUUAAAUUUUAAAUAAAUUAAAAAAACCAUUUUUCAAAUCAUUUGAAACGGUUGCAAAAAAUCAUAAAAAAAUAAAAAAAGACGUGGAGAGGAAUCGAACCUGAGACUAUAUUUGUCCUGAAAUAUUUUUUAUCCGUUGCGCCAUCUUGAAAUAACUAGUAAUUGUGACUAGUUGAAUAUUUACAUACAGUUCACAUUUUUUUAAUUGCUCCAAACUUUCCAUGAGUUUUUUGAAAAGUUCGUUCAAAAUGAAGAUUUAUUGAAACACUGAAGUUGUGUUAUUUGAGAAUUUUUCAAGGCCAUUUUUCAUCUUUUUUUUCCUACCAAAAAUUUCUAUUUUUGUUGUUCAUAUAUUAGUCUCUUCAUUCAUAUUCGAUAGAUAAAGAAAUAUACUUUUUUACGGUUUAUCCAGUGGAGCAGAACUACUUUUGAAACGAUGCAAAAAUCAUAAAAAUAGAAAAGACGUGGAGGGGGAUCGAACCUGAGACUGUUUUUACCACGUGAUCUUUUUUAUCCGUUUCGACAUUAUAGAAUUCAUUUUCGAUUGUGAUAGAUUGGUUACGUAAAUACUCUAGGGUCAGUUUUAUUUUAUAUUACUACCGCGACGAGGACUAUUAUUUCAAAAAUUUUUGAAUCGAAAUCAAUAUUUAUUGAAACACAAAAAUAGAAUUAUUUUUUUGAUUGUGAUAAUUUGAAUUUAAUAUAAUGCAUUUUUCAGCUCCCAACCCUCUUGAAGGAACUUUACCCCAUUACUGUACAAAAUGCUCAUGUGCUCAUCACGAAAACGGAUCGUACGGUGAGCUGCCAUCAGCUAACAUGAGCAAUACAUUUUAAUUUGCAGGUGGUUUUGCAAGAUGGCGCCGUCAAGAAAGGCGAGAACAAUUUGGAGGAACGGGCGAGGUUUUUGGAGAUUCUGACGUCGCAAUUCCUGUAUUCUGGGUCGGUUUUUUUGAAUUUUAUUAUUAUUUCAAAGAUAUUUAAACGAAAAAGCUUUUAUUUGAUUGGUUUUUUUGGAAUAAAUUCUCCAAAAAAAUGGAAAGAUUGAACUUUUUAAUCUACUUUACUGUUUCAUGAGUUUUUUUCAAAAUUGAUUUAUUUUUUUGUUAAUUGGUAAUUGUAACGAUCGUUUGAAAUGGCGUACAAAAAAAUUUUUCGUGAAAUGCAAAAAAAUUUCUCUGAGUCUCCAAAAAUUCAGUUAUCUUUUUUUAUUUUCUGACUGCUAUUUGAAAAAAACGAAAUUAUAAAAAGUCGAAUUUUUUUAUUAAAUCAGCGUUUUAUUCAGGGUUAAAUAUAUACUUUUUUUUUGAAAUUUUUCUAGUUGAUUCUGAUUUUUUUGAAUUGUUUUCUGACAAUUUUAACUUUUUGGAAGUUCUUUUCGAAGCUUCUCUGAAUAAAAAUACGGAAAAAUAGCAAAAAUGAGUGAAAACCCGAGCAGGUUGACUUUUCUGUUUCAGAGCGACUAUAAAUAUUCGCUUUGAAUUCAAAAAUUCAUUCCACUCGACCAUGUCAUAACUUCCAAUUUCUUGAACCGGGGAAACAUUGUGCGAAAAAGAGAGGUUUAGGCUUUUUGCUUGGAGGCAUCUACAAACUAAAAAAACAUGUUUUGAGGCGUUUUUCUAUGAAGUUGAGUGUGGUUUUCUAGUACGUAACAGUACUAGAGGGAUUCAUUUUAAAGAGUUUUAUAUGAAAUUGAAGAUUAUUUCAAGAAAAGCCGUUUUUGAAGGUCUCACUACAUGUUCAAUCAACGUUUCUUCCCGAAAAACGAGGAAAAGCGAGAAGAAAAGACGGUUGAAGGUUAUAAGGCGGCGAUUCUGAAGAGGGGAUUCGAAAAAUCGGUUCGGUUCAUCGAUGAAAACGGACAGAAAACGCCGACUCUCUGUCUUGACGGUUGGUUUUGGCAGGGUUUCGAGAAAUAAAUAGAAAACAUGAGGUUUUUUUUGGUGUAAAAACAGUUGAAAAAUGGGGAGUUUGAAAGUGGCGGCCUAGUUUUCCAAAUAAUGGUGGCCUGGAUUCACAAAUGUCUCUGAUGAGAGGGCUAGUUCGUACUUUAGAGCAAAAAGUCGGUCAUGGUCUGGUUUUCCAAAUUGAUGAUGGCCUGGUUUUCCAAAGUUCUUCAACCAAGAAGCAAAGUUGAAAUAGGAUGAUUCCAUUUUUCGGAUGAAAAGUCAGCCAUGGCCUAAAUUUCCAAACAAAUAUGAAAUUAGUUCGAAGCCUUGUUGUCUUGAAGCGAAAAAAUCUUGCUUUCCGAGAUUUUUUAAGCUAAAGGCCGUGUUCUACGAAUCGAGAAUUGGAACGGCCUGUUUUUUUCAAAUUUGAAAAAUUCCGAUUUUCACAGCCUAGACGGCCUAGUUUCCGAAGUUUCUGAGAUUUCUUUGGAGUUUGGGAAGAAAUAAUUUUCCAACUUUUCAAGUCUACGGCCGAGUUUUACAAAAGGCCGAAUUGAUUUCAACCUUGUUUCAGUUCGCUGCAACGCUUUCUACAAGGAACAGAGUUUGGCCGAUUGCCUCAAAGACUUGCUGAAAGUCGAAAGAACGUCGGAGAUCGCGAAGCACCAACGGAAGUUCGAAAACGCGAUGGCGCAGUUGAAAGGUGAGAGACGUAUGCUCGAGAGGUCGCGGGUUCGGUCCCGCACGGAGGCAAAACUUUUUUGCAGAUGGAUUUUAGGAAAUGUUAUGUGACAUUGAGGUUUCUAUAAGUAUAUCAAUAGUAUAUAUACUUUUAGAUGGGUUUAUGUUAAGUUUUUUUUUUCCAAAAUAUGGUCCUGGAACGAUGAGUUUACAGUAACCUGUGCUGCUUUUAGGCUGUAAAAUGAAUUAGAAUUAUUUCAGGCGUUCGGGUAGUUACCACGCACAUGAGAGAACGACCUCAGCGAUUCAAUAUCGAUGGACUCAGCCCGAAAAACGCGAUCGAGUAGUUCUUUUUUCUAUUUUUUUUUUGUUGAGUAAAAACUGUCCUGAUAUUUUAUCAAGGGAAGUUCCGAAGAGGUAGAAUUGAGAUUGAUUUUUUUCUAAUCAAAAUAAGGCAUUUAUAUCUUUGUCCGAAUAAAAUGGUCGCGCGCAACGACUAGAGAAACAGUGAGUGAGAAUGAGAGAGUUUUAAGAAAUGUUCAUCAAUAAUUUGUUUGGACUUGAAAUUCUACUGAAAACUUCAAAAAGGUCGGCAGCUAAACGCCUCGUUUUAAGGUGCGCCCGACCUAAAACGACUUGCGCGUGUUUGCAUUGAAAACUUAUAAAAAGGCUCUCAGUUUGAUGCCCUUUUUGGAUUGGGACGCUUUGAGCCAUUUCAAGUGCGACCACGGUGUUCCAAAAGGGGGUAGCGAUAUAAUUGAUUCACGGCUAGCUUGAGCCCUCAAAAAUGGGUCCUGACACGAUUUUAAAAAAUGAGUGCCUGGUCGGGGGAGAGCGCAGACAAAGCCCCGCCCUUAGCAAUGUUGAUGAAUUUCUUGAAUUCGAAAUGUCGGAAUUGUCCCUGGACUAGCUCAGAAACAAGGCCGAUGAUUUUAUGAUGCGCCCGACCUAAAACGACUUGCGCGCGUUUGCAUUGAAGAGUUGUAAAGCGAGCUUCUCUGUUUGAUGUCCAUUAUUUUGAACCGCGAACCUUUGAGCCAUUCCAAGUGCAACCACUGUGUUGCAAAAGGUGAAUGAGGUAUAGUUGAUUCACGGCUGGCUUGAACAAUGAGAAAAAGGGUCCUGUCACGAUUCAAAAGAUGGCGCCUAUUCGUGGAGAGCGCAGGCAGGCCAAGCCCCUUUGCAUCGGCUAUAUAAAAAGUUGAAUACCCCAAUGUUUCAGGACGACUUUCAAGCUCAAAGAAGGAGAGGAGGAAAGAGAGAUUUCGGUCUAUGACUAUUUCAAAGAAAGACACAUGAUGACCCUGGAGUUCCCUCAACUUCGUCUGAUCGUCCGAAGAAGAAAAGCCGCGCUGGACUUUAUGCCCAUCGAGGUUUUUUAUCUUUUUAUCAUCUUUUAAUUUUUUCCUCGAUUCAGCUUCUCGAAAUCGAAGCCGGCCAAAAAGUCAACCAGAAGAAAGUCGAUAGUGUGGUUGUGAGUCUUUUUUUUCCAGAUUUUUAGAGCUUUAAAAUGUGCUCGGAACUCGGUAGCGCAAAGCAUUCUGAGCAUUUCUAAGGGUCACUUAAGGGUACUGAGACCUGAAAAAUUCCAGUGACUACUUUAGCGAUGUCUGCACUUUUAAGUGGACCCUAGAUCUGCUCAGAAAUGUCCGGUUUUGGUUCUCGGACAUUGGUAACGCGAAACGGACGUGCUCCGGACGAUGCUGAGCUUUUUCUAGUGGUCACUUAAGGGUACAGAAACCACUAAAGGGGUCCCUAAGAUCGUCAGAAAAUAUCGAAGCACGUCUGGUUACGUUACAGAGGUCCGAGUAGAUUUUUGAAUCGCACUCGGACCUCGGUAACCCAUACCGAACGCGCUCCGGACGAUUCUGAGCAUUUCUAGAGGUUACUUAAGGGCACUAAUACCGCUAAAGGUGUCACUUGAAUGGUCAGAAACAUCCGGUUACGUUACCAAGCUCCUAGUAGAUUUUCGAAUCGCGCUCGGACCUCGGUAACCCAAACCGAACGCGCUCCGGACGAUUCUGAGCAUUUCUAGAGGUUACUUAAGGGCACUAAUACCGCUAAAGGUGUCACCUAAAUGUUCAGAAACGUCUGGGGCGCCUUAUCAAGUUCCGAGUAGUUUUUUCACUUGAAAGUGCUCUCUGAUCAACUAGAGCUCAUACAGGUUGGAGCUCAUACAGGUUAUAAAAAGAAGAAUUUGAUUUUUGAAUUUUUUUUUUUCAUCUCGGAAGUAUAAAAUCUGACUGGGUUUUUUGUUUCAAUUUUUUCAGAUAUUGAAAUUUCUUUUUAUCAAUUUUAAAAGCAUUUCGAUUUUUUUUUUCCAGCAAGAGUUCGUGACGAAGGAAAGCCAGCAAAAGCCUCACAGCCACUUGAAAAGCAUCAACGAGUAUUUCAAGCAUUUGAGCCUCCGUUCCAGUAAAUCAGAUUAUAUGCACGCGUUUGGGGUGACUUUUGGAUUCGAUAAAGAUAUAAAUAAUCGCACUUUAAAGAUCACAAUCGAGGCUGAACCAAUGACGGUGGACGCCAAGUUGAUCCCGGGUCCGAAUGUUCUUUUCAAAUCGUUGGUUUUGAUUUUAAUUUGCUUUUUAGGCUCGGAAAAUCAUGCUGAGUUGAGAGAGUAUAGGAAAUGAAGAGACGGCUAGAGAUUUAUGUUUCUUUCUAUGUCUGUCUGUCUCCAGUUUCAUCGUUGUCUCUAGUCAUUUUUCAAGUUUUCCUACAAGUUUCAGUUGCUUCAAUGUGAAUAUAUUUCACCUCAAAAAAUUUUUUUGAAGAAAAAAGUUGAUGCCGUGUUCAAAGUAAUUUCCGCGAAAUGCAAAAUACACGUUAGAGAAAGGGAAAGAUCAAUAAAUUUUGGAGAGUCAGAGAUCAUUUUGCAUUUCGCGGAAAUUACUUUGAACACGGCAUGAAAUGCUAGAGAUUUUGAGAAACGAAGAGACAUUUAGACAUUUCUAACUCUCUCUGCGUCUCUAGAUGUCUCUAAUUUUUUCCUUAUCUCUAGGCUAUCUUUUUUUUCAAGUUCUAAAGGUUGGAAUGAGGAUGAGAAAAGGAAAAAAGGAGAGGUACCAGACAUUUUCGUUUUCUCUGCGUGUCUGGGUUUCUCCAAUUUUAGCACGCUCUCUAGAUUUUGACUGCUCUGGUUUUACGAUCAAAAAUCUCUUUAAAAAACGGAAUAACAGAAAGAAAGAGAGAGUAUAGGAAAUGAAGAGACGGCCAGACAUUUUUAAUUCUCUCUGCGUGUCUAGCUUUCUCCAAUUUUAGCACGCUCUCUAGAUUUUGAUUGGUUUUACGAUCAAAAAUGUUCUUGAACAAUUGAGAAAGAGAGAGAAUGUACUAAGUGAAGAGAGAACUAGACAUUUCUAGUUUUCUUUGUGCGUCUGGGUGUCUCUUAUUUGAUCUCUAGAAUAUUGGAUUUUUAUAAAGAAGUCUUCUGAUUUAAUUUUUUUGAAUAAUAAAAAAAUCUUUCUUUCAGAUCGACCGUCCCGACAAAAAGACGGAGUUUUCAAAGGUCCCCCGAAACGGGAAUUUUUUUAUCGGGCUGGAAAAAAAUCAGAAAAAUUGGCCGUCUUCUACUUCUUGUCCAGUCUUGAUGGGUUUGUUUUUGAUUUUUUUGAAGAAAAAAAGAAUUUAGUAAUUUUUUUGAAGGGUUUUUUUAAACGCUAAAGGGGCAAAACAUCUAAAAAAAAAAGACGGAAUAAUCGUUGAUAUUUUCUCUGAAUUUUUCCGGCUGGUAGUAUUUUUCUAGUUUUUCAUAGCACAACUUGGUUUUUUCAUGAUUCAAGUUUAGUUUCUGACAUUUUUUUGAUAACUUUCUUUUUUCGAAAAGACAAAAGCUUAUGAUCGCGUGUAGCAGUCGCUAAAAGAUGCAUCCGACUUAAAACGACUUUCAACAUGAAACAUUGAAUAAUGUUAGGACGGAUAAAUAUGUUUUUUUGUCAAACGCAACGCGACCGCGACGCUUAGAGCCAUUCUUCAUGCCUGGCAAACAAAUUUCAUUACUUUACUUUUUCAAGUUAUGUUAUUAAAUCAUCUAGUAGCUUGGUUCAUGUUGUUGCGACUCUAAUGAGAAAGGGAAGAGUUUUUAAUCGUUUGCCCUUUCCAGGAGAUUCUCGAAAAACCUUCUGAACCAAAUCCAAAGCCACGGAAUUACCGUCGAAGACAAGAACGUCAUCCUGAAGAGGGCUCCCAUCAACCAGCCUGAACAUCUGGAAGAGUUGAUCGAAGAGGUUGUUAAACUCGGCGUCAACUUCAUUUUCGCCGUCUCCGAUGGAAAAUGCAAGGGUGUUCACGGUGAGGCUUGGAAUCGGGUGUAGAAAUAACAGGAAAAAUAGCCAUAAAGGAAUGUUAAGUGCGAACGUUUCUGAGCAUUUCUAGUGAUCCCUUUAGCGGUCCUCUGAGCCGAGUUAUUCAAAAAACUGUAGAAUCGUCAACGAGGAUCCAUUUAAUAACAAUUAUAUAGCCUGAGAAGAAAUAGCCGCGAAAUUUGGCUAAAUAUGAUGGCAAGUGCGCUCCAACGAACAAACUUGCUAAUUUGAGUUCUAGAGGGUUUUUUAACUUGGAAAUAUCACAGGAAAGCCUUUUGAGGUACUGAAAGUAUUUUUGAGAAGAAACAGCCGCGAGAAUUAUGCUCUAUCAGUGGAGCGCACAUUCUUUUUUCAUGACCAUUUUAUCAAAAAGAUUUCGAAUUUUUAGAUUAUUUACAGCUUAGUUGAUGACGCGAACGCAGAAUGGUUUGAAUUGGAGAAAAAUGGCGGGAAACAAAAAUUUUGGAAGAACAAAUCAAAAAAAUGGUCAAUUUAAGAGAACUGACCAGCGAAAAACGAGAAGAACACUAUUUUUUAGCCUUCUCCACUUGAAAAUGAAAAAAAAAAUACUUUUAGGAGUCUAAAUAUUUAUUGGAAAAAUACUUUAUCAGUGGGGCGCAAAUGCAUUUUCGGUAAAAACUUUUUUCCAGCGAAUUUUUAGAUGCGUAUUUUUCAUUAUCUGGGCCAUUAGCCAUUCCAAAGGCGGUUUUGAUGAUUUCGUUUCAGAGUACCUGAAGUUCUACGAAGCCAAGUUGGGCAUCCAGACGCAACACGUCUCCGAGAAAAGUUUGAAGGAAAUCGGAAACGAACGGUCGGUGACCUGGAAGAACAUCAUAAGGAAGACGAAUCUCAAAGCGGUCGGCCUCAAUUUCUCGCUCCAAGUCUCGGAUGAGGCUCAUGGGUUGGUAAGGGGAGAAAAAAAAAAUAGAAAAUUGGGUAUAGAAAAAAAAAAUAGAAAAAGACUCAAAUGAGAUAAUUAAGCGCGAUUUCUCAUCAAAAGUUAACUGAUAAUGAUCAUUUUGAAGCAGAUUUUUGAAAAAGAGACCAAGGAGCUACUAAGGGAUGCCAGAGUGUCAAGCUAGAAAAAGCGGCCAGGAAGCUGCUUACGGAUGCCAGAGUUGUCAUUCAAGGGUUUAAGCGAAGAAAAAAAAUCCUGGACGAAAUAGCUCUCUAGAGGGCUAAAGUUCAAGUGGUCCUUGAGGGGAACCGAAAAGAACCCCUAGGGUUGCUCCUCUAGUGACCACUCUGGCGUUUCUAAGUGUUGAAGAUGAAAAUGAGGUCUAACUGAGAUAAUUUGGAGGGUUCCCUAUGGGGGGUUCAUAAGGGCUUAAUGAGGGGCUCUCAAAACAACAAACCCCUAUAGGAACCCCUCAGAGAUUCCUCAAGAGAUUUUUUUCUGAGAACUCCAUAGUAUAAUGGGAGGAUCUUUGAGGAUUCAGAUUUCUAUAAUUAAAAAAAUUUUUUAACUUGGCUCAAAUUCAAUAUUUUCCACGAAAUAAAGAGAUUCACUCAUUGGACAAGGUGCUCCAACUGAUGAGGAUUUUUAGCUUCUUAAACUGAGCCAAAUUGCUAGAUCUGAAGCCAGUCUAGAUUUUUUUCUUCUAAGAACUUCAUAGUAUAACAAGGUCCUUUGAUGGUUGUAAGCCACAAAAAAUUAAUCAAAAAAGCCCGUUUCAGAGUCCCAAAGGACCUGUUCAAAGACACGAUGUUCGUCGGCUUCGAACUGUCCCAUUCGGCCGCCCAGUCUUCCUUCGACCAGCUUUACCGUGUCCCGACUGAAGAGCCGUCCAUCGUUGGGGUCCGUUUCACUUUUUGAGACGUCACUUUAGGGAAAACAAUUACAAAUUCAAGCUGCAAAAGGAGUAAUUAUUUUUCAAUAACAAAAAAGUUGGUUUCAUAUGCUCGAGGAAACUGUGAAAUGAAGUUGUAUUGUUGCGACUGGCUUCCUUCUCUGUGACGUCAUUUUAGAAAAAAAAAUAUGACGUCCUAGAGAAAAUUCGAUUUUUUACUAUUUUUUUGUAACUGGGAUCCAGCUUCUUUUAUUUUUUUCCAAAAAAAUAGUAUUUUUUUCAAAAAUUUUUUUUUCCUUUGAUCAGCUUUUUUUCGUGUGUCCCGACUGAAGAGCCGGUCGUUUUUGGGGACUUUUUUUCAUUUUGUGACGUCAUCUUUCGAAAAAAAUGAUGAUGUCAUGAAAAAAAGACAAAAAAUGAUAUUUUACACGAAAUUUUUUUGGUUUUUUUGAUUUCGGUGAGUUUUGUAAUUUUGUAUACAAAUUUAUAAAUUUUUUUGCAAAAAAUUUUUCGUGACGUCAUCUUCGAAAAAAAUAAGUUAUGGAAGUCAUGGAGGUACACUUACCUGAGCAGAAUAUUUUUAAAAGUCCCUUCCCGAAUUUUUUUUUUUUUUUUGAAUUUCAAGCCGCUCAUAUCUCCUGAAUGUAAAGUAGUUGUAUUCUUGUCAAAAAUACCUUUCUCAGGUUAAAUAAUUAAUUUUUUCUCAGUUUUCAAAAAAAUUUAAAGCGGACUUGUUCUCCUGGAUUAACUGUACUUGCAAAUGCAUCCAAAAAAUUAUAAGAAAUAUAAAAAAAAUUGGUAAGUUUAUAAUGAUGACUCUUCCAGAUGGCGUACAGCCUGAAAGAGCCGACGGAACUCGGCGGAACGUUCUGGGUUCAAAAACCGAGAGACACGCAACUCAACGAAUGUGGCGUCCACAUGGUCAAAGCCGUCAGGGAAUACUUUGAGAAGACGAAAAAGAUGCCCGGAAGAAUGGUCAUCUACCGCUCCGGCAUGGGCGAGGGCGCCUUCGAGACGGUAGUUUUUGAGGAAUUGACAAGAAAUAAAAUAAAAAAUGAGCCAUUUUACUUGCUUUAUUGUUAUUUUGAACUAAACAGUGCUCAGGACUGCUAGACAAAAUGAAAAUUGGGCUGUAUUCUGGAAAAAAAAACCUACCCAAGGGUAUUUCCGAUGUAAAAUUGCAGUACGAUUCUUCUUUUUGGAAAUUGUAGAUUUUUUUCACCUAAUAAAAAAACUGAAAAUUUGUUUGAAAGAAGCAGAAAAAUAACUGGAAAUUUUGAUAAGGAUCAAACAGAAAGAAAAAAAUUCGCAAAAAAUGUUCAAAGUCGAAAAAAAGAAACUGCUUAAAGGUCCUUAAACCCCAUUGAUUAAUUAUUUUCACCGAAAUUCCAAUUCAAUCCCAAAAACAACAUGUAAACUCAAUGCUAAAACGCAGAAUUCCUAAACAGACCGCGAAUGUGGUCAUUAUGCAAUGGUGGCGCGGUUUAUUGCAAUAGGCGCGCGGUUUUGAGAGCCGAUCUUUGUGGAUUUACUGGAUGGGAAAAUGGUUUGGAAUGAGGUUUUUCCGGGCUUUUACGAUGUUUAUAAGAGGUUUUUUUUCUGUAUUUUAAAGUAUGAUGAGUUUAUUGAAAUGGAAAAUUACUGUUUUUAACGCUCAAAUAUUUUACUUGUACACCGAAAUUUUGGAAAAUUGUGAAAUGUUUUUCGAAGUUUUUAUUUUUGAUAUGAUUGAUAUUUUAAAUUCGGGUUUAAUGUAUAAUUUUCAAUGAGAAAAAUAGAUGUGAUUUUUUUCUGACUUUUUUAAAUUAGCUUUCUGGGAAUAUUGUACAUGAAACUCGAUUUUUGAUCCACCCAAACUCAAAAAAAUAUAUAUUUCUGUGAUUCAGGUCGAGAAGGAAAUCCUCGAAAUCAAAAAGAACCUGGAAGAAUCCGACGAUUUGAAGAAAAUGAACCGAGGACAGCCUUUCCGACCGCCGUUGGUUGUGAUCGUCGUCCAGAAGACGAAUCCCUACAGGUUCGAUGAAUUUAUUGUUAGAAAUUUUUGAAAAAAGAGUGAAAAAAAUGGCCGUUACAGUUACGUUUUACGCGCUCUAACGAGAACCUGAGGUGCAAAUUUAAGAGAUCGAAAAUUGAAAAUUAUUUUUUCGAAUACAAUAAUCAUCAUCCACUAAUCCCACCUCUUUAUUGAGUGGCCACUUCAGUAGUUUUUCAUCCAGUAUUCCUUCCAGUAACUCUGAUAAUUACAAAACAAACAGAGUGAAUCAGUUAUGUUGAUCCAUUGACCCCUAAAGUGGACACUAAUUUUUAACCCCUUAAGUGCCCACUAAUACGUCAAAACCCUAUAGGGGCCACUAAUAAUGUUCCCAGUAUGAAAAUUCUCUUCCGAAUGGGGAGUUUCACUCAUAAAGAUUUUGAUUUUCAUUCUAUUUUUUUUUUUUUUGAAUUAACUCAUGGAACUAAAAAAUAUUUUUCUGAAUACGAUGACCUUUAAGAAACCAUAACCCUUUUCCAGAAUCUUUCUGAAGAACGGCGACCAAGUGGAAAACGUCCGGUCGGGAACUUGUACCGACGCGAUUGUUCCCGUCACGAAAUAUGAGGAAUUCAUCAUGGCUUCUCAGAAACCCGUCAUUGUGAGUUUCUUUUUCUACUAAAAAUACAUUUUUCAGAAAUUUUAUUGAUUUAUUUGUAGUUAGUGAACUUUUCCUGUUUCUCUCAUAAGCCGCCUUGCAUACUUUAGAUUAUAUUUAGACUUGGGAAAGCCCCGACUUUUUUUUUUGAUGAAAAGCAGAUUACGGUAAGCAACUUUGUGUGGUGCACCGAUUUUCUUGAAUUUGAUCUUUUUAGUGAAAUUCAUAUAAAAGAUUCGAUAAAAAGAAUAGUAACAGAAAACGAGUUUUUCAAUCUAAAAUUUUAAAUUAAUUAACUUUUUUUAUGAUUAGGGCUGAUUUACGACUGGAUUCGAGAAAUGGGUCCUGACACGAUUUAAAAAAAUAGACAGCGCCUGAUUGGUGGAGAGCGCAGACAGGCCACGCCCCUAAGCUAGUCUUGAAUCAGUUUCUUUUUUUUUAUAUAGAAAAGUGAAGAUUUUUUUUGCCGCUGCUUGAAACUUUCUGCCUGUCUGCGUCUUUCUGCCUGUCUGCGCCGUCCCCCCUUACGAACUCCGUCUCAAACUCAAAUGCAUAUUCCAGGGAACCUCUCGGCCGAUCCGCCACACGAUCAUCCUGAACGAAUCGGGCUCGUCGAAGAACGAAAUCGUCCACAUGACGUACAUCUUGGCGUUCGGCCAUCAAGUCAGCUACAUGGGCGCGCCGAAAGUCACCGGCGUCAUGUUUGCCGCCGAAAAUACGGCCAAAAGAGGCCGCGCCAACACGAUGGCCUUCAAGUGGGAACUUCUUUUUUCUUCAGAGAAUCUUGGUCUUCAGAAGGCUCUUAGAAGUUUGAAAAGUUUCUUAGAGAAGCAGAUCGUCGUUUUAAAAAGCUUUUCAAGUUUGCUCCGUUUUGAAAUGGCAAAAAAACGUCUCGGACCUCGGUUACUGAAACCGAACGCGCCCCGGACGCUUCUGAGAAGUCCUAGGGGUCCCUUAAGAGUGCGCACGACUCUAGAGUGGCCCAUAGAAAUGCUCAGAAACUUCUCUAGAGCGUCUGGUUCGUGUAACCAAGGUCCCAGUUCUUGGGUAACGCGAAACGGAAAUGCUUCGGACGUUUCUGGGAAGUCCUAGGGGUCUCUUAAGAGUGCGGGCGACCCUAGAGUGGUCCCUAGAAAUGCUCAAAAACUUCUCUGUGUAACCGAGGUACCACUACUUGAGUAACGCGAAACGGAAACGCUUCUGACGUGUCUGAGAAGUCUUAGGGGUCUCUUAAGAGUGCGGGCGACCCUAGAGUGUUCCCUAGAAAUGCUCAAAAACUUCUCUGUGUAACCGAGGUACCACUACUUGAGUAACGCGAAACGGAAACGCUUCUGACGUGUCUGAGAAGUCUUAGGGGCCUCUUAAGAGUGCGGGCGACCCUAGAGUGGUCCCUAGAAAUGCUCAAAAACUUCUCUAGAGUGUCCGGUUCGCGCAACCGACGUCACAGAGCUCAAACAUUGGUAACGCGAAACGGAAAUGCUCCGGACGUUUCUGGACAUUUCAAGGGAUCACUUAAGAGCACGGACGACCCUAGAAAGGCCCCCUCAGAAACUACCCUAGCUCGUCCGGUUUGCACUACCAAAGUCCAAGUAACCAGGUUGUUACAACUUUUUUUUUUCGGUGGAGCGAACUUUCUGUAAACAAUUUUUUUUUGAAUUUUGCAAAUCUCAAGCUUUUUUCAGUUGGAGGUAGACAUUUAUAGGCUUUUAGAGGUCCUUGGACUAUACAUAAAAUUCAAGUUUUGAAAAAGAGGAGGAUGGCCAAUUUUUACGAGAUCUUAUAAUAAUAAUAACAGGUUUAUUCAAUUUCUCCCCAUACGAAAGACAAUAGGCUUAUUCACAGCAAUCGAAAAAAUCCUUUUGAUUAAGAAAAAACAUCUGGGAAUCUUCCAGAAUGGUCAACAUGAGCGACGAGAGCGAGGCGGACAGGCGCGCCCGCCAGGCGGAGGCCAUCGAGAGCGCCCGGAGCGGCGUCGCCUACGAGGACCGCGCCCUGAACGCUCGGAUCCGAGUGCUGGCCGACGGCGUCGCCGGCCUCAUCAGACGCUUCCAUCACAUGUUCUGGGCCUAG
Messenger RNA from Caenorhabditis auriculariae, 19317 nucleotides. NCBI's taxonomy places the organism in Eukaryota, Metazoa, Nematoda, Chromadorea, Rhabditida, Rhabditidae. The record is from the annotation of a GenBank genome assembly.